Opisthorchis viverrini is the source of this 1472-nucleotide messenger RNA. RefSeq lists its product as hypothetical. The transcript has 5 exons. The coding region runs from base 65 to 1342 and encodes 425 amino acids. Gene Ontology annotation, cellular component: membrane. Gene Ontology annotation, biological process: transmembrane transport; zinc ion transport. NCBI's taxonomy places the organism in Eukaryota, Metazoa, Platyhelminthes, Trematoda, Opisthorchiida, Opisthorchiidae. Gene Ontology annotation, molecular function: metal ion transmembrane transporter activity. The record is from RefSeq and is a predicted model, not a curated record.
GUUUUUGUGACACGUGGGUGUUCUUGGAGCUCAGUCGUUCCUCGUGCCUAUACUUUCGUAAGGGAUGAUUUCGUUUCUCCUGCUCAAUUUGAUGCUGUUUGUUGGAUCAUAUUUGGCCGGGUGUAUUCCUAUCUUGUUCAACUUUCCUGCGGCUAGACUUCGAUUACUAACUAUAUUUGGCGCCGGCCUUUUGUUGGGUGCUGCUCUGGUUGUCAUCAUCCCUGAAGGUGUCCACUCCUUGUACACUGCAAGUUCGCGUUCUCAUGCUGAGCAUACCCACGACAGUUUGACAAACCCAGACAAUGAGCAUGCGAAUGUCCGCAGUCGACGACUAGCUGAAGCAAAAGAACAACAACCACCCCUCGAUGGUGUGGGUGCUGCCCCUCCCAUUGCAGCAGCCAUUGACCCAGGACAAUCCAAGUCUAGAAUUUUGCAAGACAAGGAGCACGAGGCAGCCUCCUAUCUUCCUUUCAGUCUUCUCAGCAUCCACCAGCAUGUUGGGAUCGCGCUGCUCUUGGGCUAUUUAUGCAUGUUAUUUGUCGAUCAGCUAGGCACUCGCCUUCUGGCAGCACCUUGUUGUACCUGUCUUCUACCUGGUCUAUUUUCCUGUCCGCGACGUUGCUGUUUUCGGACCUCAUCAGGUACCAGUCCUGCGGUAUCAACCAGCGGAUGCUCCGCUUCAAACGGCGCCGGUGCUGGCCACCAGCGGGCUACAGCAACGCUAGGGCUGGUUGUCCACUCCUUUGCCGACGGAUUAGCCCUGGGGGCCGCGUUCGCUUCUGAACAAGUCCAGUUGGAACUGAUCUUGUUUUUGGCCAUUAUACUUCAUAAGAUUCCCGCAGCAUUCGGCCUCUGUUGUUACCUCAUUCAUGAGGGUUUUUCCCGUGACGCAAUUAGAAUUCAUCUGAGCAUUUUUGCCGCGGCAUCCCCCUUGGCCGCCCUGUUGACCUAUGUCUGCCUUGCUUGGCCCGCUGUUGACCAGGCUGCUUCCCAAGCCGCGAUAAAAACAGGCUUCGCUCUUUUGCUUUCUGGUGGAACAUUCCUUUAUGUGGCCGCUUCCCACAUUCUCCCCGAGAUUAUCCAAGCCCACUCAGCCAGUCCGGAAGGGGACUCACGAAAACACACUGGUGUCCCGGAAAAUGCGAAUCCAUCCGACUAUACUUUGUACACGAUGGGCUCCCAGGACCCGGUUAUCGGUUACAACAAAUCUUCGUCUGCUUCCAAUAGCUCGAAUGUUACCGCACCUGGAACAUCAGUUCCCCAUCUUCGCCUACCCGAUCUGCUUGUCCUUACUGCCGGAUCAAUAGUACCUGUGUUUUUCAGUCUGGGACACAGCCAUUGAACACAGCCGUCGGUUACUGUGUUCAUCACUUUCUUCAGCAAACCACGCCUCUCCCAAAUCUGUGAUGUUUUGAAACCAACCUAUAUAUACACAUAUGCUUGUUUCGUUGCCUCCAUCCACUGCGUGCCAC